Molecule: messenger RNA, 6313 nt
Organism: Pogona vitticeps (central bearded dragon)
Lineage: Eukaryota; Metazoa; Chordata; Lepidosauria; Squamata; Agamidae
Gene: E2F1
Product: E2F transcription factor 1
Biological process (GO): regulation of transcription by RNA polymerase II
Cellular component (GO): Rb-E2F complex
Molecular function (GO): protein dimerization activity; RNA polymerase II cis-regulatory region sequence-specific DNA binding; DNA-binding transcription factor activity, RNA polymerase II-specific
Source: RefSeq, a predicted model, not a curated record
GAUCAAGGCUCUCUCCCCUCCCUCCCCCCCCAACUCUCCUCGCCCAAGUUCUCGGGCAUGUGAGUCCCCACUUUUUGUAUCAUGUCUCUGGAGGGUCUGGAAGUCACCCAGAAUGUGGCAGAUCUGGAAGCCCUCUUGAGGGGAGCGGAGGCCAUCCAUGUGAUGGAACAGCAGAUCGUGAUCAUUUCCACGCCAGACCCGCUGCCCGCGCCCGAAGGAGAGAACGACACCGAGCUGCUCCUCUUCGCCACUCCGCAGCCGGCCCGGUUGGAGACCACAACGCAGAGGCCUGCUCUGGAACGGCCACCGGUAAAACGGAAGUUGAACUUGGAGACUGACCACCAGUACAUUGCAGAGAGUGCUCAAGCAACCCGAGGAAAAGUGAAAAAUCCUGUCAAAGGGGUAAAGUCUCCUGGAGAGAAAUCCCGCUAUGAGACCUCUUUGAAUUUGACCACCAAACGUUUCCUGGAGUUGCUGAGACAAUCGCCUGAUGGGGUUGUGGAUCUCAAUUGGGCUGCAGAGGUGCUGAAGGUGCAGAAGAGGCGGAUCUAUGACAUCACAAACGUCCUGGAGGGCAUCCAGCUGAUCACCAAGAAGUCCAAGAACCAUAUCCAGUGGCUGGGUGGCCGGUCUGCUGUGGGAGGUACCAGGAGCCAGGAGUUGGUGAAGGAGCUCCAGGAUCUUCAGGUUGCAGAACAACAACUGGAAUCUCUCAUCCAGAUGUGUACUACUCAGUUCAAGCUCCUCACUGAAGACCCUGAGAACAAAGGUUCAGCUUAUGUGACCUGCCAGGACCUGCGCAGCAUUGCAGACCCCUCUGAACAGCUGGUGAUGGUGAUCAAGGCCCCUCCAGAGACACAGAUGCAAGUCUCUGACCCAAAAGAGGCUUUCCAGAUUGCUGUGAAAAGCACCCAGGGCCCCAUUGAUGUGUUCCUGUGUCCAGAAGAGACCUCUGGGGUCUGCAGUCCCACCAAGAGUCCACUGAAAGUAGCUGGUGAGGAACCUUCUCCUCCUGUGUCUUCACAAGCAGCAGCGACAACAGCCUCAGUGCUUCUGAACCCCUCCCAGGAGAUGACCUUGCCAUUGCUGAGUGGAGAACAAGCAGAGCCCUUGUUGUCUGGAGUGAGUACGCUGCCCCUGAAGUGCCCUGGGGAUGACGUAAACCUCUCACCACUGGCCUCUGUGGAUGCCCUGCUCCAGCAAGGCAAAGAUGACUUCUCAAGCUUCCUGCCUUCUGAAUUCAUUGCACUUUCACCACCCCAGACCCAGGACUAUCACUUUGGGCUUGAGGAGGGGGAAGGCAUCAGCGAGCUCUUUGACUGUGACUUUGGAGACUUCACUUCCUUGGAUUUCUGAGCAUCCCCUGGUGUCAAGGGCGGGAACACCACUCAGCUGGACCUGUUCCACAUCAGGACAUCCUCUCAGAGCUGACAUCUGAAUGUAACCACAAGGCCAUCUCUGGCCUCCUGGGCCAACAUUCUGUGGAGCAGCUUCCAGAGGAAGGAAUCAAGAAGGCCUUAGUCAAGGCAGCAGCCGCAGAGUGGAUGGGUAGGUGGGAUUCUCUUCCUGCCUAUUGCCUGUCACCUCACCAUGACAGAGAAAGGUGGCUGUGAAGUUAGUUGCUGCUGUGAAUAUUGAAGGCCUCUUCCUGUGAUCUUAUUUGGGGGAAGAAGAGGUUUUGACUGGCAGUACCUCAAGUCUGCCACAUCUAGGCCCUUGUUGUAAUGGCUAGAGGUCUAUGGUUAGAGUCACCUUGAUUCUCUGAUGCCACACUUUGUAGGGGUAGUCCUAGCAACGCUGAGCCCUACCAACGGCUAAUUUGAUUGUUGCUGGAUCACUCCUUUCCCCCCGUUAUCAAUUUAAGUCAUUUAGUGGUGGGAGGAACCCCUCAGGUGAGAGGCUUCUCCCUCUCAGUGAGCUAUUUGCCCUCAUGCCAUAGAAAGCAUGGCUUGCUGGAAGUGCUCUGCCAGCAAACAUGAGUCCAUUCCCUUACUCUCAGAGCAAAAUUUCCUUCAGGAGGCAAGUCAGUUGUGUUGUUCCGCAUAUUGCUGUUGUGGGCAGGGAGGGAUUCACCUUUCUGCCACCCAGCUGUGGGGGAAAGGGGCAUAAGCGGUACUUCUAAUAACCAUCAGCAAUAACCUGACACAUCAGGUCUUUGGGGUGGGUUGGCCCUGAGGCGUAAUUAACCUUACAGUUCAGGGAUAAGAAAAGUUAUUUUGCUGGCAAAAUGUAAACCUGAGAUUUGUAAUCUGGUAAUGUAAUAAUGGCCAUGUUGAGGAAAGAGAGCCAAGUAGGUGAAUCUGGACCGGGUGGCACCAAGGGAGUCUUUUGUUAAAGACAAGCUGCUGGAGUUGGCGAAGCAAAAUGGGUAACUAGACGUGCUUAGAAAGGUGAAGGGUUUUCUUUUUUUUCCCCCACCCCAUCUUUUUUUUUAAAAAAUCUGUUUGAAAGGGGGAGGUGAGCUUUCUGAAUACAAGGUAUCAAAGAAUAAGAGCUUAAGUUUUUGCUGAAGAUUAACACAGAUCUUGUUCUUGGAGUUACUCAUGAUAAAGCUUUAAGGAGAGUUCUGUAUAGACUAUUUAUUUAUUUUGGGCUUUUUUUUCCCCCUCCCCUACUCCCUCCGCCCCCGCCACCCUUUCUUGGAAAGCUUCUGAUCCUCCCCCAGACUCUAAUGGGAUGUGUACAUAUUUGGGGAUGGGAUAGGGGUGUGUGUGUGUGUGUCUUUUUUUUUUUUUUAAGAAUAGUUGCCUAGGUGGCCAGUGUGUUCGGUUGUCCUUAUCGUUGUGCAGAAGACGGAUAAGGCAAGUGGAAAAGAAUUAAGGCAGGGAGUAAAUGUUUCUGCAACAUUUUAUGUGAGCAGGGGGAGAGGCCAUAAGGCUUGCUUAAGGGGCUGUAGCCCAGAUAAUAUGGUAAGCCAAGUGAUGAAGGCCUUUUCUUAUGAGACUGCCUGUUGUUCCUUGUGAAGCAAACUAUGAGAUGCUGACUCUUGCCUUCACAUUGCUCCUGCCUUCCCCAUGCGAAGCACUGUGGGAUUAUCCAGAUUUCAGGAAUUUGUAUUAUUUAUUUAUUAUUUAUGUGGCUCUACCCAGUACUUUUGAAAGGCAAGAAAAGUAUCUGUGAAGGAGGCUGCAUGAAGUAGAAUUCUGCAGGCCCAAAUAUGUGGGAAAGAGGGCCAUCUUUUAUCCUGUUAGAUUAGCUAACCUAGCAAUUGAAAAUGGAGGGACAAAGGUUUUGAGAACGAAUAUGCUAGUGGAUUGUGUAGAUGAGCUAUUGGGACCUGAUAACAAGAGGUUGCUGACUAUGCCAUCCACACGAUGGAGUGUGACUGAUUAAGAUUGCUCUAUUGAAAUGUUAUUUAUUGGUAGAAAGUGAACCCCAGGUUCAUGUUGUAGAGAAAUGUUUGGGGAUGGGUUGGGGAUGGAGAGAAAGAGAUAGAGAAAAAGAGAGACACUGGGCUAGUAUAUGAGUUUUAGUAAGGACUGGCUCUAUUCUGGACUUAUCUAUGUUGAUGAGUAGAUCUAGCUGUAAGAAGUCAAUGUGGAAGGGGGCUUUUUAGUGAAACUCGAAAGGUGUAAAUGUUGCCAGCUUGAUUAAGAGUUGUGGCUAGCAUGUGGCAAAAUAGUAAUUGGUGCUGCUCCUUGGGUGCCUUUCUAUUUCUUGGGACUAGAACUUUUUUGGAUUACACUUCCCAGAAUAUGCCAGCCCAUGUGGCUAGUAGCUAGUGGCCCUGCUAGUUGGGGCCUUCAGGGAAUUACAAAAAAGUAAUUUUCCUAAGUUCCGCAAUAAAUACUACUUUUUUUUUAAUCAACUGGAACUCGCCAAAGUCAGCUCCUGCUUAGCAGGAGCUUCUGUUGCUCUACAAAAAGGCAGCUGCCACAUUGUAUGUAUGUGUUUGUGUAUAUGUGUGACGUGUUUUUGUAUUUUUGUGUGUGGGCUGAGGAGAGCUUUAAUACUCAAGUUGAUGUCUGUAGGAAGUCUUUAUGGCGGUAGGUUGAUGGGUCUAUUUUGACCAUCUGGGCUAGUUAUAUAUGGAAGAGAAGCCAUGUGGGCUUGUGGGAGUAAUGAGAAGGCUUCUCAUCCCAUUGUGGCAUCUGGUCUUGGGCUAUCCUAAAUGGGACCAAAACUCUUCCUGAGUUGAGAGGUUAUGUGGGAAUGACGCCUCUCCAGAGCUGGGUCUUCCUGACUGUCAAAUACAGCAGUAAUCUUGGGGUCAAAUUUAAUUGGGCAAGUGGUUACAUAUCGUGAUGGAGGUUUGUAGUGCAUCUACUACUUAGAUUCCCUCCUCACCUACUGUGUUGAGAGAUCAAGCAACGCUGAAGUGACCAAUACUUAAGAAUAACCCUCUAGCCUAGGCUCUGUAGCAAAUGCUUAAAGAGAAGUAGCUUACUGUCCCAACUCUCAGUCUGUCAUAUUGCUGAAUAUAUGUAACAAAGUCUGUCUUGAGCCCAUUGCUAAGAGCUAUAUUUUCACCACCACCCCUGCUCUAGCAAGGGUGACAUGUUCUCUUUUUUACACCUUUAUCCCAGUCAGGGCCUUACUUUGUAUUUCAAAUAACCAGCAAUGUAGGAGCCUGUUCAUAUUUACAUGAGCAACUUUCCCCCAUAAUGUAUGUCCUCAGAGCUCCAGUCACUUUCAGGUAGUCUCUCCUUUGGAACACAGAUGCCUUCCAGAGAACAGCUGUUGCUUUUAAUUGAGGAUCUAGGAAUGAAGCAAAAAUGACUUCUCAGAUUCAGUAAUUUUUCUUGGCAUGCCUCAGUUCCAUAAGUCUCUUUUAGAGUUAGUUGCCUGUGGACCAGGAGUUAAGAACUUGUAACACUGCAGAUACUAAUGAACUAAUUUUCAUGCUAUGCCUCACCACUGGCCAGCCUAGCUCAGGCAAAGAGGAGUUGGAGCUGAAUAAAAGUGGAAAGAUAUGCAUUUUCCUCAGCCCUGCUUUGGACCUUUCUCAUUCAUUGUGGUAAGCAGCAAACUUAUAUUUUACUGACAUUCAGAGGCAAGAUGGCUGCUAUCUUCCUUCGUAAUUUCAGAAUGCAUUGUUUUCAUCCAUCCUUCAGCAUUCAGCUUCUGUUUGAAAUGGAAGGCUCUCCCACAUUUGCUUUUCAGGUGACUUGCUUCAUGUUUCUCUUAUCCUGCCUCUGUAGAUAACCAAUCCUGUGGUGGAGUGAUCCAGAGGUUAGAAAGGGUGACUAUUUGUAAAAAAAAAAAGGCUUUUAUUCCAUUUGAGUUAUUACCUUAUGUGUGUUAAGACACACCAAACAGCAGUGGGGGUUUUACUGCCAGAGACAGCAGUUGUCACCACAGGAAAUAUGGAAAGUAGGUAAUGAAGACAACCUUAAUAAGGCUUCUGUAUUUCAAGAGGGAGAAAAUCUAGAAAUGCAAAGCACUCAGCUUGGGUAAAGAUGUAAAACUACCAAUACUACACAGCCUGUGAGAUGAAUGUGUCUGGUGCAAGGUGGAAGAAUCAAACUCAAAAAUGUGGAGAUAUUAUCUGCAGGACCUUCUGUUGAAAUGGUGAUCUAAAGGCCUUUAGUCAGAACAUCUUAGCAGUUACAAAGGGGGAUACUCAGCCACUUAGUGUAGCAAUUAAAACAAAUGAGGAGCAUGGGGGUCAACCUCACUGCUUAUGGAUAAGGACCCUGCUGUGAAAAGAGUCCUGCAUAAUGGUAUUCCAAGCAACUUGAAGCCCAAAGCAGCUGCAGGAAGUUCUACUGGUAGGAGCCCAAGAGUCAAGCCCAAGAGAUGGGGACAAGCAGGCUGUCUCCCUGGUUGUGUAACCCAAGUGGUAGCACAUAGUAAUGCUCAGUAUAACAAGCCUUGAAAUCUGCAGAAGCAACAACAUCAGGACUUAACUGUUAAGUGUGUGUGAGGUUCUCUUUCCAGCAGGUCUGUGUUUUCUCCUUCAAGUGAGAAACAUGGACAAGUCCAAAUGGAAGUCUGCUUGUGUCACAUUUUUUAUUAAAAUUGAAAGCACAGCAACAGUAUCUUCAGCCCCAGCAAAAGGAGUGGAAUGUGCCCUGAGGUGGAUGCUGUAGUGUAAGUACUGUAGAAUCUGAGCAUUCAGAGAAAGCAAUGGUGAGAUGACUGGCUAGAGGCUAUUGGGAUAUUGUAGUGGUUCUUCAGCAUUGCACCAUUUUUGUACAUGGCCAGCCAGGAGCUCUGGGUGACAAGACAGCUAGAUGUGUUGCAGAACACUUCGACAAACCUUAGUGCCUCAGAACUGGGGGAAAUGCACUUAUGUGUGUGCCUUUUUUAAAAAAUAACAAGUCUUGUUCAUGAUUUGUGCUUUUAGUUUUAAUAAAUAUUUCCACUUCAU